Molecule: messenger RNA, 1170 nt
Organism: Pistacia vera
Lineage: Eukaryota; Viridiplantae; Streptophyta; Magnoliopsida; Sapindales; Anacardiaceae
Product: E3 ubiquitin-protein ligase RNF4
Exons: 6
Coding region: 197-859 (220 amino acids)
Source: RefSeq, a predicted model, not a curated record
AAAAAAUAUAUCAUUUCACCUUCCCCUAAUCCUUUUUCGAUUCUUCCUUCUAACUCAAACCCUAGACACCCAAGACUUGCAAAAUCAUUACGUCUUUCACGGUACCUUCGGUAUUUUGACGAUAAUUAUUAACGUUGACUUUAUUCUCUGAGGAGUUUUAAGGCUAGGGAGAACUUGAAUAGAAGCUUCUCAGAGCAUGAGCACCCAGGCAGUGAGGGGACCUCCUUUAAGAGGAUAUCGUCGGAGGAAGGGACUACCGGAUCUUAAUGCACCACCUUGUGAAAGCAGAGAUCGAGAGGGGACUUCGAAUGAUAUCAGUUUACAUGAAGUGCUGGCUGGCCAACAAGGACCAUCAAUACCACCUGCUCCAAUUGAUGUUGAGGCUAUUGAUGAUGAUGUUAUUGAGUCGUCUCCCAGGGCUUUUGCCGAAGCUAAAAACAAUUCUAGAAGGAACCAUGGAAGGGAUUUUGUCGUUGAUGUAGAUUCAGGUAACAUUGGAAGAACAACAAGGUUAACAACAAGGUUGACCAAUAAUAACCGUAGCAAGCGCAGACGGGUAUCACCUAACUCAACUAUUAUCAAUUGUGAUUUGUACAUAAAUUUAGAAGGCACUAGCAACUCUAUGAGAGAGAGUGUUAGUGUGCCUCCACCACCUCCACCGCCACCACCAAAGGAGCCUAUAUUCACUUGCCCAAUUUGCAUGGGCCCAUUAGUUGAGGAGAUGUCAACAAAGUGUGGUCACAUAUUCUGUAAGGCAUGCAUUCGGUCUGCGAUAUCAUCACAGGCUAAAUGCCCCACAUGUAGGAAAAAGGUCACAGUGAAAGAACUCAUUAGGGUCUUCCUUCCAGCGACCAGUUAAAUGACAGUUUCAUGCCCAAUAACUAAUCAUUGCAACAGGGUUAAUGCAACAUGUUUUGGACAAGAAGGGUGGCGGUUUUGGCAUGCCACUGGAGGGAUUUCUGUUGAAUUUUGAAAUUUUUAGUCUGACAUGUUGUGCACAGUUCGUCAAACUGUGGGACAUUAUUAUAUAGUUAAUUGAUGGUUAUGCCGACUAGUUUGUCUGUGCUCCUUCAUUUUUGUUCUUUGUUCAGCAUUGAAUGCAUACAAUUUAAUGAUAGAUAAGUUAUUCCUACUUUGUGGUUAAUGGAAUAUAUAGGGACCUUUAAUUUA